This is a messenger RNA of Emericellopsis cladophorae, 771 nucleotides long. RefSeq lists its product as uncharacterized. NCBI's taxonomy places the organism in Eukaryota, Fungi, Ascomycota, Sordariomycetes, Hypocreales, Bionectriaceae. The transcript has 4 exons. The coding region runs from base 1 to 771 and encodes 256 amino acids. The record is from RefSeq and is a predicted model, not a curated record. Gene Ontology annotation, biological process: transmembrane transport. Gene Ontology annotation, molecular function: transmembrane transporter activity.
AUGGCUGUCUACACAAUUCUCCUCUGUGUCGGUCCCCUGGUCGGAGGAAUCGCAGGCGGUUACAUUGCCUUUGGGCAUGGUUGGGUCGAUCUCUUUUGGGUCAGCACAGGCUUGUCCGCCUUUUGCUUUGUUGGGACUCUUCUCAUAGUUUCGGAACCCCUCUUUGCGCGGUACAUUGUGUCCGAGUCAUCCUCUCAGCUUUCCUCAAAUUCAAAGGGGGCCGAUGCGACACAGAUGGAGCAACAGCCCUUGGCCAUGACAUACAAACCAUAUAACUUCACAGCUACUCUGGGCUUCGGCAAGACCCGCAGGACACUACUUCACCACUUCAAGAAGCCCUGGAGGUCACUGGACUUGCCUGGUACAUGGGUCGUGAUGCUCCACUACGCUGGUGUGGUCGGGGGCAUUGUGACAAUGACCACCGUCAGCCCGCAGAUUCUAGCCAUGCCGCCUUACCUUUGGAAGGAGAACGUUGGCUUGAUCAACCUGAGUGGAAUUAUCGGUGCCGCUCUGGGGUAUGCCUACGCCUUUGUACUAUCCGACUGGCUUCUCAAGCGCCGUGCCAAGUCCGUUCGGAACGGGGUAGCGGAGGCCGAGGAUCGUCUACCGAAUCCAUGGUUCGGCUUGGGGGCCGCUUUUGCGAUAGUGGCCUUUGGUCUGAUGCAGAUCCCCUCGGUGGGAUUCAAUUAUUUGAUCGACUCCUAUGGGGCCCUCGCUGCCGAUGCCUUCACCAUGGUCACGAUCCUGCGCUCCAUUAUCUCUUUUGUCUGA